Scophthalmus maximus (turbot) is the source of this 727-nucleotide messenger RNA. RefSeq lists its product as uncharacterized. Lineage: Eukaryota; Metazoa; Chordata; Actinopteri; Pleuronectiformes; Scophthalmidae. Bases 40 to 678 code for a protein of 212 amino acids. The record is from RefSeq and is a predicted model, not a curated record. The transcript is spliced from 5 exons.
ACACGCCACAAUUCUUCCUUUACAAACAGAUAAUAAUUAAUGAGCGGAAUCUUUAACACUGAGCUUCACUUUGCCUUAAUUUACAUUUUAAAUGGCUGUAUGAGUCAAAGUAAAAGAGAGACGAAAGAGGAUCAAAUGCCGAGCAUGGAUCCACCGGCGAGACGCCCGAGCGACGAUGGUGAAGGAGAGUCUCCUGCAGACGUCGAAUCUCAUCGAAUUUGUCAUCCAAUAGCUGGAGUGGCUGUUGCCACGGUAACGACUAUCCUCUUCGCUGGACUCCUUUUGUCCUUGGUGCAAUUUGUGUGUUUGUCAGUCGUGUGGAGAGCAGCGCCGGAGGUUUGUCGGACUCCCAGCAGCUAUCCUGGAAAGGAGCAACUGCAGCUGUGUCAAAAGGAGCGACAUGAUCUGGACCCGAUGCUCCACACUGCCACUCGAGACUCCAGAUGCAGGUGGUGUCCGGGCGGCUGGCUGUGGUGGAGGCGUCGCUGCUACCUCUUCCCUGUGGGACCGCAGGAGAACCGCCGGUGGGGCGCGAGCGCCGGGUUUAGUCGGGGCCACAACGGCAGUCUGGCUGUGAUCGAAGACGCUGCAGAAAUGGUUGGCGGUGGAGUGGGAUGCCGAUCACAGGGACUGUGCAGACCUGCGGGGAGGUGGGAGCGUGUUCGCUGCCGACUGUGAUGCGUACGGACCGUGGGUUUGUAAGAGAGAGGCCUUUUUUUAAUACUAA